AUCCUGAACAUGGAAGAUGAUCAGAACUGGUACAAGGCUGAGCUCCGGGGUGCCGAGGGGUUUGUCCCCAAGAACUACAUCCGCGUCAAGCCCCACCCGUGGUACUCGGGCAGGAUCUCCCGGCAGCUGGCCGAAGAGACUCUGAUGAAGCGAAACCAGCUGGGAGCCUUCCUGAUCCGGGAGAGCGAGAGCUCCCCAGGGGAGUUCUCUGUCUCCGUGAACUACGGGGACCAGGUGCAGCACUUCAAGGUGCUACGAGAGGCCUCGGGGAAAUACUUCCUGUGGGAAGAGAAGUUCAACUCCCUCAACGAGCUGGUUGACUUCUACCGCACCACCACCAUUGCCAAGAAGCGGCAGAUCUUCCUGCAGGACGAGGAGCCCCUGCUCAAGCCGCCCCGGGCCUGCUUUGCCCAGGCCCAGUUUGACUUCUCGGCCCAGGACCCCUCACAGCUCAGCUUCCGCCGCGGUGACAUUAUCGAGGUCCUGGAGCGCCCGGACCCCCACUGGUGGCAGGGCCGGUGCUGCGGACGCGUCGGCUUCUUCCCGCGGAGCUACGUGCAGCCCGUGCACCUGUGACCGGUGUGGGGCGUGGCAGGCGGAGCCAGAACUGAGGUCCAGAGGGACGACGUGGGCACCCCACCCGAGGCCACACAGGGCCCAGCGAAGGCCUCGGACUCAAUGUGGGCUCCUAACUGCCUCCGGCCACUCCAAACAAAGCGGGAUGGUCCCCCAGC
This is a messenger RNA of Galeopterus variegatus (Sunda flying lemur), 734 nucleotides long. It is a transcript of the gene GRAP, whose product is annotated as GRB2-related adaptor protein. Gene Ontology annotation, molecular function: protein binding. The annotation marks the transcript as partial. NCBI's taxonomy places the organism in Eukaryota, Metazoa, Chordata, Mammalia, Dermoptera, Cynocephalidae. The transcript has 4 exons. The record is from RefSeq and is a predicted model, not a curated record.